This is a messenger RNA of Cucurbitaria berberidis CBS 394.84, 2545 nucleotides long. RefSeq lists its product as uncharacterized. The transcript is spliced from 3 exons. Lineage: Eukaryota; Fungi; Ascomycota; Dothideomycetes; Pleosporales; Cucurbitariaceae. The record is from RefSeq and is a predicted model, not a curated record. Bases 423 to 2390 code for a protein of 655 amino acids.
CCGAUAACCCUUAUACAUCACUCUGACAUGGGAAUAGAACGCUCCCACAUGUCUAAGACUCGCCUACUGAGCUAUUGAGGCUUCUCCAAAGUCGAUCAAGUCUUUCUCGUCUCCAGGCCAUGUCACGGGACAGUGCAAUUCACUCCAACCAAUCAGUCAAUUCAUCGAACCUCACUGUUUCCGUUCCACAUCAAGUCACCCCUCGUUUCUCGCUAUAUUCACUUUCCGCAUCAACCUGCAGACCAUCAUACGUGCACCAGUAACGAAUUGUCGCUGAGCUGCGCAUUGCAUUCUCAUCCGUAGCAUGGAAGCACCUGGUGGCCCCUCUUCUUCCACACCCAAGGCCACUGCGUUUGCACAUUCGCCUUCACCCUCGCGCUAUGCCCCACCCCACCCUUCUACACUCUCUCACCUGACAUACCAUGGAGGCCUACUGGCCUAUACAGUUGCCUUAUGGCCUAAGUCAAAAUCAUCGCCAUGCUCGCACUGAAGGUAAAGCUGUUGCACUCCCGUAUGGAGAUCACAUGCGUUGGCAGAUUCCCUCGCUAGGGUGGCUUUCAACAGCUGCAGUCACGUCACCUUCUUCCCCCUCCCCCUUAGCUUUCCCUACCCCAACUCCAACUCCAACUCCAAUUACCCGCUCUUUCUUCCAAGGUCGCAGCCGCCAUCUCAGAACGAACCCGAAAGACAACAUGGCGUACAGCAGAAAUCUCUGGACGAUCAACCUGCGCCCGGGUACAGCAAAGGAGAGGCGUGACCGUACGCCGAAAACGAAGGUUGUAUCUAAGCCGACGGUGAGCAAGCCCAAAACGCCCACUAUAGGCACCAAGCGAAAAGCGGCAAAGGUUGCCAAAUCUUGGGGACCCGGUACCCAACUAGGUGCAACUCAACUAGGUGCAACUCAACAUAUGCCUAUCACAAUUGAUAGCGACGAUGAAUACGUCGCGCUGGAUGGCGAGGCGGACAGAGAAGUGGCAUACGCCCCCCACCCACUUACAGCGCCUCCUGCUUCCACCAGUAGUUCAUCUCUGCUAUCAGAUCUCAGCCAGUUUCGAUAUAAUUCCAGGUAUUCUUCUCCGCCUCCUUCUCUACGAAGUAUCUACUCGCCGUUCAAUGAAGCGCUCUCUCCCGCUGGCUUCAUCCUAAGGAGGUCAUCUCCACCUCCAUCUGUGCAGCUUCCAAUUCGACAAAGCAGAGGGCGACAGCAAAGUGCAAGAGCUGUGGUGUCUGAUAACGAGGCACGCGUCAAUACUGUGAAGAACAAAUUUGGAUUCCAGGAGCAGGCUAGGAAAUCUGUUCGAUGCGGUACAUCGAAGAAGGACAAAGACGCCUUCAGUGACCAAGGCUUGAGCUCUCGAUGUGCGCCCUAUCCGUCUCCCUCGGUGACGUUGAAAGUCGGCGUCACUGAGCGCGAAUCCAGCAUCUUCAACAGACAAUCACCUCCAACCAAAAAUAGCCGACCGACCACGAUACGAGACGCUAAAACAUCAAAAAUGGUCUCUCGUGUCAAACAAGACACGCCCGGACCAUAUAAAUACCGCUCUCAGAAGCCGUCUUCCGGCAAUAGCACUAUAUCCCUCGAUGAUGCCAAAAGCUCAAAGAUACUGGGCUUAGAAUCGAGAAGUGAUGCGCACAGCGACGCGGGAUACAGUAACGUUGAGGACCUGACCUUGGCGGAUAUACCUGACUACGAGCUAAGAAGCAAAGUCGCACAGCUGAUGGCUGUAGCUCCCACUAUUCCAGUCAGGGAUCUGCAUUACUUGCUCAUCGAUAGCGAAGGGCAGUUUCUUGUCGCUAGAAAGCGAGCGAUUUGGGAGAGUGAAGUACCAUCAGCUCACCAAUCAGUCCGGCCUUCGGUUUCACCAUCGUCUGCACCUACAAUGCCGAUAGUCGCUAGUCCGACGCAAGAUGACGAUGAAGACGGUGACGAGAUAAUGGUAAAGAUAGACCCAAAUGACCCGGCAUUCGAAUGGGAUACCGAUGCACCUGAGCAAGAACCAUCUGGAAAACGGAAGCGCCUAGCGCCUAAAAAGUCAAAAAGUCGUCCAUCCAAGUUAAUGCAGAGUCCAACUGCGAAGUACCCCAAAAGCCUUGCCUCGCAAAAGACAGCCAAGCAUGCUACCCAGUCAUCAAAGCCACGUACAGAGAAUCACCCCACAAUCAGCGUCAAGAGAUCCAAAGGAACGUCCACCGCCAGCAAGAGUUUGCGAGACGAUAGUAUUGACCGCGGUUUUCUCAUCCCUGAUGAUGAUAGCUUCGUUAACUCCGAUGAGUCCUAUGUCGACGGGAGCUCUGAGUAUGGCGAGACCAGCAGCAGCCAUAGCGAUAUCGAGAUGGAGGAGGUAGAAAUUGACGUGCGCCGCCGGCUCGCGUUUGACCGAGGUUUAUAGAGAGGGGGUUAGGGAAGUUCAGGCGAAUUUCGAUAUUACCAACAUGUGGAGACGUCGAGUACAGAAUGCAUGAUGCAGGCAUAGCAUUUCAACGGUGUGAGGUGUAAGGUUUGAGGGGCGCUCUUUAGGUCACACCCAUAGUGGUUCAAAUACGC